Messenger RNA from Nymphaea colorata (pocket water lily), 1971 nucleotides. RefSeq names its product plant UBX domain-containing protein 10. The transcript is spliced from 4 exons. Bases 236 to 1684 code for a protein of 482 amino acids. Gene Ontology annotation, cellular component: endoplasmic reticulum. Gene Ontology annotation, molecular function: ubiquitin binding. NCBI's taxonomy places the organism in Eukaryota, Viridiplantae, Streptophyta, Magnoliopsida, Nymphaeales, Nymphaeaceae. The record is from RefSeq and is a predicted model, not a curated record.
CUGGUAGUUGGGUCUUCUCCUUUCCUCUUCCCAUUUCUUGUUCUUUUUCAUCUUUUCUCCGUCUCCCUCUCUUUCUUUAUCUCUCUCUCUCUCUCUCUGGGGUAGCCCUAUUUUUCCCGGCGGUUUUUCCCACGCAAUCGCGUGGUUUCUUUUUCCGCUGGAGGAAUUUGUAAAGGGGAGACGGUAUUCCUAAGAGAACCCUAGGGACCCUUUCUCUGUCUCUCCGAUCGCCGUGAUGGUGGAUUCCUCCGGCGAUGCCGACGACAAGCUGGCCUAUUUCCAGGCGGUAACCGGCAUCGAGGACGCCGGAUUGUGCUUGGAAAUCCUCGAGGCCCACGGAUGGGAUCUCGAGACUGCAGUCUCCGCAAUCACCACCUCCACCAGUGGCGCAGCGCCUUCGGCUGCUGUCGCGUCUGCGGAUGAUGCCGGCAGCAGCGACCAGGGGCGUAAUUCUGUGAGAUCAAUUGAGGGGUCGCCGGAAAUUGUGGGGCGGAUAGUUGCUAAUACCGGGAAUCCGCCGUCCAGCCUCGCGUGGAAGGUGAUCCAAUUGCCGUUUUCCGUGAUUUCUGGCGGUCUAGGGCUUGUUUCUAGCGCCGUUGGCCUCGGCAUCUGGAUUGCUGGCGGUGUGCUUUCUCAUUCGCUGGGUGCACUCAGUUGGGCCGUCGGUAGAGGGCGGGGUGAUAGCGAGGUUUCGCCUCUUAUCUCGCUCUCCGCUGGAUCUGCUGAAGCUUUGAGGUUCAUCGAGGCCUUUGAGAGGGAGUAUGGAGGGGAAGGCCGCACAAAGCCGAAUUUUGUCUCCAAUGGGUUUAUGGAAGCUCUGCAGACGUCUCAGAACUCUUUUAAACUGCUGUUUGUGUAUCUGCAUUCUCCAGAUCACCCGGAUACGCCGGUUUUCUGUGAGGGAACUCUGUGUUCCCAGGUGGUAGCGGAGUUUGUUAAUGAGAAUUUCGUCUCGUGGGGUGGAAGUAUACGAGCGACCGAAGGGUUCAAGAUGAGUAACAGCUUGAAGGCUUCAAAGUUCCCUUUUUGCGCUAUAGUCAUGGCUGCGGCUAACCAGAGGAUAGCCCUCCUUCAGCAGAUUGAGGGACCAAAAUCACCCGAGGAAUUUCUAACAAUCCUCCAAAAGGUGGUUGAAGAGAGUGCUCCAGUUCUUCUUGCAGCAAGGCUUGAUGAAGAGGAAAGAAGAAACACAAGGCGAUUAAGGGAGGAGCAGGAUGCUGCAUAUAGGGCAGCCCUUGAGGCUGAUCAGGCCCGGGAACGUCAAAGAAGAGAAGAGCAAGAAAGGAUUGAAAGAGAAGCAGCAGAAGCUGAGAGGAAGCGCAAAGAGGAGGAGGAGGCUUUGGAAAGAGCAGCCCGUGAAGCUGAUGAGAAAGAAGCUGCUUUGGAAAGAAGGCGCCAAGAGAAAGCCUUAUCACUGGGGACUGAACCUGAAAAAGGUCCUGAUGUCACACAGGUUCUUGUUCGUUUUCCAACUGGAGAACGGAAGGAGCGGAGGUUUCAUAGUUCAGCAACAAUUGAGUCUCUCUAUGAUUAUGUUGAUUCCUUAGGCUGCUUGAAGACUGAGAAUUACAAACUUGUUUCAAAUUUCCCUCGAGUUGUCUACAGUACAGAAAAGUACCAGUUGUCACUGCGGGAAGCUGGAUUGCACCCACACGCCAGCCUGUUUGUUGAGCUGGAUGCUUAAGAAUGGGCAACCAACGUUUUGGCAUAUUUGAUUUAGCGACGGCUGCAUCUGCAUGCAAAAUCCUGUCAGAAACGUGGUCUGAGAUUGAUUCCAACCAAGGGCAGGGAUUCUUUGCACAAUGUAGCUUGUUACAUUUUUAAAGUUAACAUCCAGUUGCAUAUCUUUUUUGCUGAAAUUGGAUUCCUCAUGACAGAUUAUGCAACUGCAGUUAAAGUUUAACAUUAUCUCCACCGUUGUAAAUUGUCCGACUGGCAUAAACAUCUAUAUCUCGAUUUGUUUGACUUCCA